AUGCAGUUCAAGAGCAUCCUCACCAUCCUCGCGGCCACCGGCCUGUCCCUGGUCUCCGCCCAGGAAGCCGACACCACCACCACGUCGACCCAGACCCUGACCAAGACGGUGACCAUCACCUCGUGCCACCCGACCGUCACUGACUGCCCGGCGCACCACCACCAGUCCACCACCACCUCGACCGCCACCACCUGGGCUUCCUUCCCGCUGUCCAACUCCACCAGCACCGCUGGCCCCACCGCCUCGUCGUCCUUCACCCUGUCUGGCUCUGCCAUCGUCACUCCGUCGUCGUCUGGCUCUGGCUCGGGUGGCUCAUCCCCGUCUUCGACUACCUCGGCUUCCCCUUCGGCUUCGACUGGUGCCGCGGCUGGUUUGUUUGUCCAGCCGGCUAUGUUUUUGGGUGCCAUCGGUGCCGGUGUCGCUCUCCUAGCUUAA
Molecule: messenger RNA, 435 nt
Organism: Dichotomopilus funicola
Lineage: Eukaryota; Fungi; Ascomycota; Sordariomycetes; Sordariales; Chaetomiaceae
Exons: 1
Coding region: 1-435 (144 amino acids)
Source: RefSeq, a predicted model, not a curated record